AUGGGUUUACCAAUCAUCCUAUCGGCUCUGCACCUCUUUUCAAUAGCACGACCACGACAUAGACAGAGAGAUCCGGAAGAGGGGGUUCAGGAGAAAGACAGAGAGGCGGAGAGUGGCGAAGGCGCGACAGAAAAUGGUCAUACGGAGGCGGAGGAGGCAGAGACGAACGACGAAAAUGACAUUGACGACGAUUCCUACGAUCCCCUGGCUGAUCCACACAGACGGCUACAUCGACUAGGCUCUGCGACCGACGUCACUUUCUUCUCUUCCUCCGUACAUCAGUCCUUUUCAAGUAACGGUUUAAAUGCAAAUCGGCCUUGGUAUACAAGAAUCAAGGAUUACAUAUUUCCACCAGAAGAGAGCGAAUCGUCGCUCGAGAAAUUCGUUCCCCAUUACCGAUGGACACCCAUCAUAGCCGGGGUCGUCGUCCCUUUCGCCCUACUCCUCGAGAUUCCAGGCUUGACAGAAGACUGGUACAUUCGUACCGAGGCGAACCAGGUAGUCGAGACUAAGAGCAAUUCCGCGAUUUUGGAUGCAGGGCUUGCAUUCUCCAUGGCCUGCGGACUAUGUGCCAAUAUCUGUCUGGUUCUCCGAUUUUUGGAGCAGAGGGUCAAGACCGUCACUAUAUUGACUAUGAUAUUUCUCACCAUUCAUGACAUCAUCAAUAUCGUCGCUGUCACUGUGUUCGGCGUACAGCAUCGGUUCGAUGAUGGCUUCACGUAUGGACAGUCCUUCUGGUUGACGAUUUGCUCAACUGCAGCUUCUACAAUAACAAAUUUCACCGUCAUUCUAGAUUACAUCAGUACACCCGACUUUGCUCGCAGCGGGAGCGGCUUAACUCGUAGACAGCGUGCACUGGUGAUAAUCGUCAUCCUGCUACUCGUCUACAUCGCCUUCGGUGCACUCGUCAACACCUUCCUGCUGAGCCUCAACUUCAUCGAUAGCCUAUACUUCACCAUCGUGACCAUUGAGACGAUUGGCUUUGGCGACAUUACCCCAGUCAGCGCCGGUUCUCGAGUAUUCGCCUGCUUCUAUAUGGCCUUCGGCAUUCUAAUGGUCGGUAUCGCCGUUGCAAUGACACGCGAGACCGUCCUCGAAGGUCUGGAGCUGGGCUAUCGCAAGCGACUCCGGAAUCUCCAGCUUCGCCGCCGCGAGGCCCGGCGCUUUCGGCAUUGGGAAGCACGUUGGCGUCGUGCCAUCGUGUGGAGGCUGAAAGAAGCAGGCAAGCCUAUCUGGGCACCCGACACUCAGGCGUCUCAGGAAGAUGUACGCUUCAUCGGUCUGUCUGGCGGCAGGGACGGCGCAGGCGAGGUUCAUUGGAUGCGUAGGUGGAUGGAGACGCUAGGCAUGAAGAAAGUGACGCCGUAUGCAGACCACCGAGUGCACGUUCGGGGUCAUUCACGCGGCAAGCACCUGAACAUCGAUGCCCUGACCCCACAGCAGCUCGAGGCUGCCGCGCUCGAAGCCGGUGUCCCGCUCGAGAUGUUUCUCUCGCCGCCGUCCAAGCGGCCGGAGCCCGAGCGUAUGGGUAGCCAGCGCGGCGCAUCCCCGGUACCGAGCGCGUGCAGCGGCGGCGAGAAGCGUUCCAGGCUAUUCUGGUACCACCGACACCAGGAUACAGACGGCUGGCCGACGUCGCCGCAGACGCCGACGCACGCACAGGUCGGUCGCAUGGCGGCGAUGAUGACCAAGUUCGCGAUGGCUGUGACCGGCACGCACGUUCAUAUGCUUGGGCAGUCGCCUGAGGCCCACCAGCAGGUGGAAGGGGAAGCGAAUCACGAUGCGACGCCCAAUCAAAACCCAGCGUCCUUCGACGAGAACCAGUUGCACGAUAAGCAGCCACAAUAUAGCCCUAAUGCAUCCCAUAGCGGCAGCCAGCAAGGUAAGGGAGAGGGGCAGGCAGAGAAACAGCAUGGCCAGAUCGAUAACAAUGAAGACGUCGAUGGUGAUGGCGACAACGAUCAUAGCCGGAACGAGGAAUUUAGAGAUACUACUUCCAAGGGCCUUGUUGUCGAGGGCAGUUUGCAUCCUAAUGUCCCUGCAUGGGCAAAGGACCUGGCUAGUGGAAGGAAUACGCGGACGGGGAUAAUGUAUGAGCACCUCAAAGAGGAAAUGGAAGCGGAGGAGUCAAAAGCCUACUACGCAAAGCUUACAGUUGCAUGGACUCUCUUUUUGGUCUUCUGGCUAGUUGGUUCUGCGAUUUUUCACGUUACGGAAGGUUGGACUUACGGUGACGCAAUGUAUUUCUGUUUCGUGGCAUUCACUACCACUGGGUACGGAGACUUUGCUCCUGCUUCGCCAACCGGCCGCUCUAUCUUCGUUGUCUGGGCACUGCUAGGCGUUGCGACAAUGACAAUUCUCAUAUCUGUCAUCGAAGACGUCAUGUCGUCCCGCUACAAGAGUGCUCUCCAUUCUAGAACGUUUGACAGUGCCGUGAAGAAGUUCCGCGAGCGCGAGGACCAGCGGACGGAAGCAUUGGCAAAACGGGCGACGCCGCAUGCGCCUCGUGCGCACAGCACCUUAUCACUUCUGGAGGCUGUCAGACAGGCGGAGGAGACUGCCCGGCAGGAGCUCGAGAAACUGCCAGCGGAAAUUAUUCGCCGCGUACGUGCCUUCCAUGAUCAGAUGCAGUUCUUCGUGAACAGCAGCGGCACCGUCGCGGAAGAGACUGUCACCCAGGAAACGCAGAAUCAGUCGCGGAUACCUAAGCAGCUGAGAAGGCUUCUCGACGAAAUUGCGGAGCUGGAAGAGAUUGGCGAACGUGCGAAGCGGGAGAUUCUAGAGGAUGACGACUCGAGGAAUACUCUGUUAAUGCUCAGUAUAGAACGUACCCUACGAAGGUUGAUUAACUCCGCCGAACGUUCCCUCGCAGCUUUAACCGAACGCGACGGUCUCAAUGCCCAGAAAGAGCAGCGUAUGCAAGAUAGACCAGCUUCCCAUGACGAGGAUUAG
Molecule: messenger RNA, 2952 nt
Organism: Phanerochaete carnosa HHB-10118-sp
Lineage: Eukaryota; Fungi; Basidiomycota; Agaricomycetes; Polyporales; Phanerochaetaceae
Exons: 9
Coding region: 1-2952 (983 amino acids)
Biological process (GO): stabilization of membrane potential; potassium ion transmembrane transport
Cellular component (GO): membrane
Molecular function (GO): potassium ion leak channel activity
Source: RefSeq, a predicted model, not a curated record